Messenger RNA from Didymodactylos carnosus, 870 nucleotides. The record is from the annotation of a GenBank genome assembly. NCBI's taxonomy places the organism in Eukaryota, Metazoa, Rotifera, Eurotatoria, Philodinida, Philodinidae.
AUGCUGGAACAAUACAAUGAUCCUUCUGUGGUCUCGAAUUACUUUCAAAACAAACGUUCGUCAUUGGACAUUCUUGAGUUUCAAUGCGUUAUCCGACGUGCUAUUGAAAAAUUUCACUCGAAUUUGCCAAUAGUCAAAGCGCUAGAUGUUGGAUGCGGAGAAGGUUCGUUAGGGAAAUAUUUAUUGAAUGAAGAUAUCGUUGCAUCAAUGGUUGGCGUCGACGGUUCGCAAAAAGUGAUUGAACUCGCAAACAGAAUGAAGAAUGAUGAUAAUCGUCUACAAUACCAUAACGAAAAUGCGAUCAAUUUAAGUAAGCUAUUAACGCUUGACGAAAAGUUUCGGCUUGUGGUGUCAGUGAAUAUGUUGAAUCAUGCCGAAAACAUUGAAAUGUUAUAUUCAAUGGUGAAAAAUAUCUUUAAUCAAUGCAGCGGAUAUUUUAUUGGUAUUAUACCAAAUCCAUUUUUCGAUUUUCAAGAAAAUGACGAAAACAAAUCAGUGAAAUAUGGUAACAAAAAGAUUGGCAAGAAACAUCCGCUGAAGGAUGGAGACGACAUUUAUGUUAUAGUAGGCUCUGGUACAGAUCACGCAGUUGAGCUAAAAGAUCAUUGGUACAGUGCAUCUUCGUAUGAGUCGGUAUUUAUCAAAGCCGGAUUCGAAUCAUUCCAAUGGUUACAAUUCGAAGAACUCGCUUCCGAUGAGGAAAAACAACAUUUUUCUGAUUAUUUUACCAACCCUCCACACAUUGCAUUUUCCGCCGUAAUUCGAAAAGAAGGCCAUUUUAUUGCGAUAAUGAAUACAUUCUUGUCAGCAUUCUUAUUUUACUUCUCUUUUUGUGAUCAUUUCAAUUUCAAAUUAAAGCGUCGUGAAUAA